This is a messenger RNA of Rotaria sordida, 666 nucleotides long. The record is from the annotation of a GenBank genome assembly. Lineage: Eukaryota; Metazoa; Rotifera; Eurotatoria; Philodinida; Philodinidae.
AUGACACUAUUACGUAUAUUGUGUUUACAUGGUUAUCGACAAAAUGGAAAUAUAUUUCGAGAAAAAACAGGAUCAUUUAGAAAAUUAUUAAAAAAAUAUGUGGCUGAAUUCGUUUAUAUUGAUGCACCACAUCUUAUUCCAAUACAAGAUAAUACAAAUGAACAAGAUACUGGCGCGACAGCAUCAAAUCGGUCAAAUGAAAGGGGUUGGUGGUUUUCUUCAUGUGAUCAAACCUAUGAUCCAUUAGCAACAACAUCAUGUGAUCAAGGUUUUGAACAAUCAUUAGAAUAUGUAAUGAAAUAUAUCGAUGAACAACAAAUACCUUUCGAUGGUUUAUUAGCUUUUUCACAAGGGGCUGCUUUUGCUACAUUACUACUUACUCGUUUUGCUUCAACAAAAUAUCCUUUUCGAUUUGUUAUAUUAGUUGCUAGUUUUAAAAGUGGUCAAGAACAACAUCAAUUUAUGUAUAAUAAUCUUCAAAUUGAUUUACCUAGUUUACAUGUUGUUGGACUUGGUGAUCGUGUUAUACCUUGUCUUAUGUCAGAAAAUUUAGCAAAUGAAUAUUAUAAAAAUGCUGAAAUAUUACGACAUGAUGGUGGUCAUUUUAUUCCGACGACAUCGGAAGCUAAAUUAACAUAUACACAAUUUCUUGAGCGUUUUUUAUAA